Messenger RNA from Zootermopsis nevadensis, 8206 nucleotides. The record is from RefSeq and is a predicted model, not a curated record. Lineage: Eukaryota; Metazoa; Arthropoda; Insecta; Blattodea; Termopsidae.
CGGUCAAGCUGUUCAGAAACAUUACACAUCCGUCGCUCGUGAUUUGUCGCCUUUGGCAACUCCAACCUUGGACGUGAUUUGUAUAGCCAUCUACCGCGCGAAUUUGGAACCUCGUGUGUUAUCUAUAACUGUGAAAUAUCUUUAUUUAUUAAUCUGUGACUACAAAUGGCUGCGUCAUGGCGAAGUUUGAAACGCGGGAGAAAUUACGUGUUUUAAGUGUCUCGGGGAAUGAGAAGAGAUUAAAAAUAAGAUGACAGUGAAACUGUGAAGUGAUAUUGAAUGUUGUGGAUUCUCUUGUGAUAGUCUGUAGAGCGCAAAUCAUCUUGGCUGCUUGAUUAUAGAUCGCAGUUUUCUGGUGGCGAACGCUCAGCAUGGCCUGUGCCACAUCAUCUAUUGCUCUGACGGUUUCUGCCGUAUGUCUGGCUUCAGUCGGGCCGAGGUUAUGCAGAGAAGUGCCGCCUGUGAGUUCCUCCACGGCCCCCUCACCUCGCAGCAAGCCGUCUCCGUCGUCAAGGAGGCGCUGGCCGUCGGAGUCGAGAAACACUUCGAGAUACUUUACUAUAGGAAAGACGGUACGAAGUUCCUAUGCAGCGAGGUGAUAGCGCCCAUCAAAAGUGAGGUGGACGACAUCUGCCUGUACAUCAUCAACUUCGAGGACCUAACGGCGCCUCCCGCCCCGGCGGAGGAGGGCGUGGCGGACAACAACAAGCUUAGCAAGUUUGGUCGGGCGAGGCAGUCUUUCCAGCAGUCCUUUAAGAUGGGGUCCUUCCGGGCCCGGAGUCUCCGGUUGACUGGAUACCUCACGCCGCCCAGUGACGUCACCACUGAGGAGGAGGAGGAGGACAGGAGGGUGGAGCAGCGACCCCUGACGACGCAGCCCCCAGCGGAACGCAAGAGGGGAGUCUUCAUUAGGUCCCGCCCGCCGCCGCCGCCUGACACCCGGGACGCGGAGAACAACAACCAAGUGGCCACCUCGCCCCCUGCCCCGAUAGCUUCUCCGGAAGUUUUGUCACAACGAAGCACAAACCUGUGGGAAAUGGACGAGACGCGACCUGUUCCUCACGCCACUUCCCUGGACGCCAUCGCGCGCCCGCCUGAAACAACGGGGCCUGCGGCCCACAAGGUGCCUAGCCGGAGUGCCACAGUCAGUGUCUUAUCCGCGUUGAAAGCUCUCGAGGCGAAUAUAGAAGCCACCGCCCUUCGGCCUCACACGGUAGAUAACUUUUGCCAAGCGACCCGGAACCACGUUGUCAAAUCGUUCCCCAACACGUCUUCGGAGUCGGAUCUGCAGCGCUAUCACGCGGUGUGGGAGAGAAGCAGUCGGGAACGGAAGUCGCCGUCGCUUAGCAACGUGGCGUCCGACAGGCACAAGUUCUCAAUUCAGGACAACGGCUCAGCGAAGUUCUUCCAAGGGGCGCUGCACACACCCAACAUGGGCGAGAAGGUAGCUCAGGUGCUGUCACUGGGUGCCGACGUCUUGCCGGAGUACAGGCUUCAGUCCCCGCGCAUCCACAAAUGGACCAUUCUGCACUACAGCCCCUUCAAGGCGGUCUGGGACUGGGUCAUCCUGCUGCUGGUUAUGUACACCGCCAUAUUCACGCCCUACGUAGCAGCGUUCCUGCUCAACGAGCCGGAUUUCAGCAACAGAAAGACCAAGAAGUACGGCGACGAUCCCAUCGUCAUCAUAGACCUCAUAGUGGACGUGACGUUCAUCGUUGACAUCCUCAUAAACUUCCGCACGACGUACGUGAACAGCAACGACGAGGUCGUGUCGCACCCUGGCAAGAUCGCGGUGCACUACCUCCGAGGCUGGUUCCUCAUUGAUCUGGUCGCCGCCAUUCCAUUCGAUCUGCUGCUCUUUGGUUCUGACACCGACGAGUUGGGCUUGGAUGCUGAUGAGACAACUACACUUAUUGGCCUCCUGAAGACUGCUCGUCUUCUGCGGUUGGUGCGGGUUGCCCGGAAGAUUGAUCGUUACUCUGAGUAUGGUGCUGCUGUGCUCCUGCUGCUCAUGGCGACGUUUGCUCUCAUCGCACAUUGGCUGGCAUGCAUCUGGUAUGCAAUAGGUAAUGCUGAGCGCCCUCUGCUUAAAAGCAAAGUUGGUUGGCUGGACAUCCUAGCUAAUGACACUCACCAGUUCUACUACGCCAACAACACCGGUGGGCCUUCCAUAAAGUCACGGUACAUCACCGCCCUGUACUUCACGUUCAGCAGUCUCACGUCUGUCGGGUUUGGCAACGUUGCCCCAAACACGGAUGCAGAGAAGAUCUUCACCAUCUGUGUGAUGCUGGUCGGAUCACUUAUGUAUGCCAGUAUAUUUGGAAACGUCUCGGCAAUCAUCCAGCGGUUGUACUCGGGCACUGCUCGCUACCAUACGCAGAUGUUGCGUGUGCGUGAGUUCAUCCGCUUUCACCAGAUCCCAAAUCCACUACGACAGCGCCUGGAGGAGUACUUCCAGCAUGCCUGGACAUACACGAACGGUAUUGACAUGAAUAGCGUUCUGAAGGGAUUUCCCGAGUGCCUUCAAGCCGACAUCUGUCUGCACCUCAACAGAAACCUGCUCACCAAUUGUUCAGCCUUCGAGGGGGCUUCGCCCGGCUGCCUCAGGGCUUUGUCACUCAAGUUUAAAACGACGCAUGCACCACCAGGGGACACACUUGUGCACAGGGGGGAUGUUCUGACAUCGCUGUACUUCAUCGCCCGAGGCUCCAUCGAGAUCCUCAAGAAUGACAUUGUUAUGGCCAUCCUGGGGAAGGAUGACAUAUUUGGGGAGAACCCAUGUCUUCAUCCGACGCUGGGUAAGUCGUCAUGCAAUGUGCGUGCUCUCACUUACUGUGACUUACACAAGAUCCACCGAGAUGACCUCCUGGAAGUUCUAGACCUGUAUCCAGAGUUCUACCAGUCCUUCUCCAGUAACCUGGAGAUCACCUUCAACAUGCGCGAUGAGGAACAAGCAGGGGUAGAUCCACGGGCCACACGCUACCGCCCAGGGGCCAUUGUUUCUCGCUCCAGUUCACAAGACAGGGACUCUGACGUUCGCAAGUAUGCGUUCAGACUACCGCGUCGCCAGGGAGAGCUUGCGGUGCCCACAAGUAUGAGCGGUGCUGGAGAUGCAGGACUGGCGAAUAGCAGGGAGCCCAGUGAUGAUGGCAGUGACUAUGAGAAAUCUGGCCAUGGAAUCCUGGAAUUCUCGACAGACAAGGCGGGUCAGGAUGUCACGCCACUGAACUUGGAAUUUGGUGAUGACAAACAGCAGCACAAAUCAAGUGGCGGAGCUCUGAAUUCCAUCGCAGGCAUGUUCUCCCAGCUGAAACGGAGCCUCACUGAUCUCCGUGGCUUGCACAAGUCGGCAUCAGCGGCCACCGUGACCCUGAGACACCAGCAGCAGGACUGCAAAUCUGGUGAUUUCUCCAAUACGGUGGUGGCUUUGAGGAGUGGAACUGGUGGCAGAUCCCCUGCCGUGAUGGUGCACUGCUACCCCCGAGAGAGCCAGCCCCUGCUGCAGCAACACAGCUCCUUGUCAGGGGUAGGCAUGUCCACACCACACCUGCACCGUCGCCAGUCUUUUGCUCCUACUCAAGAGGACAACUUUCAGGUUCCCUCACAGCCACAGCCUCCCCAUUCUGCCCUGAGCCAUGUCACAGGCUCAUCCUACUACACCACUCCAUCACCUCCUGUACAUUCCAGUGCCAUGUUGCACACUCAGCCCCCUCCCAUGCAGACUUCGGACUGCAUCCACCCCUCAGCAUUACCACCUAUCAGGGAUCAAUCGCCAGCACCCCCACAUCAUUGGGAUUCCAACAGAGACUUUGACGUUUAUGACAGGAUAGAACAACUGAGCAGGCAAGUGCAAUCGCUAGAGCACUCUGUUGCCAGUGAUGUGAGGCUUAUCCUUACGAUCUUGCAGCAGCAACAUGCAGUACGCAGCUCUGAGUCUUCUGGGUCCUCCAUGAUGCCUGACUACAGAGAGUCUUCUUCAGAUUAUGGUCAGAGAUCUGGGAGGUCAUCCAGGGAACGCAGUUCUCAAGCACAGAGGAGUUACAGCAUCUCUCAAGACAGUCCAUCGAAUUUCAGGCCUCCUACACUGGAAGAUCAGGCCUUGUCACAGCAGCCCUGUCCCUCCACAGAUGUGUCCCAUUCUCACAGGAGUGGUAGCAGUGACUCACACCAGAGACUGCCACAAUUGUCAUCCGUCCCGCAUACAGUGACACCGGAACUUCCCACCAGAAGAUUCCACCAGCAGCAGCCUUCGAGGGUCCCACAGCGUAGCCAGUCUCAACCUGCUGACCUUACUCAGGUUCAUCACUCACCCUCCCUGAGUUGGCGACAAUCCUCACUCCUGCAGCCCUCCACGCAGGCAGACACAGAGAGCGAGGAUGUGUGGUCCAUGCACCACACUCCCCGGGGCACAGGCAGUGAUGAUGCAACCUCCUGGGAAUUCAGAGAAGUACCAGGAGCCAGACUAGAGGCACCCAUCGCACGUCUGGAGUCUCUAGAUGAGCUAGACCAGGGGCAGGAUUCAUGGAGCAGCAGUCCAAAUACUGGUGUUCCCUGCAGGACAACACCUGAAACUAAAUCUUCAGAUGUAUAGACACUUGAAGUGAUUUACUGAUGUCAUGUCCCAUGGCUUCUGGAUGGGUCCCAGUGAGGGCCGUGGCAUAGCUCAAUGACGGACGAAGUCCUGUGAUGAAAUGCAUGGCACAUGCAUGAGUAUCGAGUGUCAUGUAGGUAUUACUAGUUUUAUUCAGCGUACAAUGCGGAAAAUUAACAUUAUGGAAUGAACUGGAUGAUAGAUUUUUAGCUGUUUUACUACUUGAUUGCACCGUGAGUACAGGUGUAAGUUACAACUGAAAAGACAUUCAUGUCGAUUUGGUGCUUUUGAAGCUAAUUUUCGAUGUAUUCACUUACUAAUAGUUCAUGAAAGAACCAAUAGGAGUAGGACAUGGAAAAGGUAUACAUGAAAGAUACAAUAUAGAAAUCAGUAACGUGUGAUUGGAAACAUUUGUUGACAGCAAAGAACAAGGAUCAGAAGAUAAUGCAACUUUGGGCAAUAUCGAGCUUCGGAUGAAGAGAAUUUCCUUGAGACAACACAGCACUCUGUUUGAAUUCUGGUUAACAUUUCCAUAAUAUCUGUAUGUAACAGUAGUCAUACUUUAAACUUCCCACUGCCUGGUGUCACUGUUGUCUUACAAAUUUCAAGCCCACUAACAGCCUCUGUCCGGGGAGUCUGGAACUGAUCCCUCCAGUUGCUGUUGUGAGCUUUACAACAAAAAACACCAAGCCUGACAGUUGUCAUCUUUCAGAGUUUUCAGAAUGAGAUCGGUUUAUGACCGACGUAUCUGCUCCUAGAGGGCUCACUUCAAUUUUGCUGCAUGAUAUGUAUUUUUACUUACAUUUGAAUUAUAUAUUUAUUAUUUACAGUGUAUAUAAGUAUCUAUAUAUGCGCAGGGUGUUGUAUAUAUCAUAUUCGGAACAGCGUAGCUUUGUAUAUAAAUUGGCACAACUUCAUGAUGUCAGUUCCUUUUGCAAUUUUUUGUGUGAGAGUAUGCGUGAAUGCUGAAGCAAAAGCAUUUUGGAAGUUUGGAAUUUUUUAAGCGAAACAUGUUUUUCUUAAACCAGAUUUUUGCUCAGGUACAAAUUUAAUUAUGGUACAUACUUUUUGCUUUCAAUAUUAUUGUUGAUUGUGAACUAAAGGUUGUGAUUUUUAAAUGGCUGAAGGUGGAGAAAAAUUCAGCUAUUCAUUUACAUACUUUCAGUACAGGACUGUACAGGACUUAAAUACGGUGUGUCUAUAAAGCCCUUCUAUUUUAUACCAUAUAAAUUAAAUGCAAGCAAGAGUGCAAGGCGAUGCUGAUAUGUAAGGACUAAAUAUUUAUUUUCUGCGACAAUAGUCCUCAUUUUUCCAAAGUAGGUAGGAACUUCAUGGACAUACUGUAUAUCUGUGAACUUACCAGUCAGAAUGUGUUCUGAUGUUUGUAUGGCACAAUGCAUUAUGAUGCCCAUUGUCCAGCGACAAUUUAGCAAUACUAAAGUGACAACAGGGUGAUAUUUGUUUAUCAUUUUCCUAGGAUUAAACUGGCUGCAUGGGGGAGCUUAUGCUAUGACAAAACAAGCCGCGGUAUUUGUCAAAACCUAGGUUUAAAUUGUGUGGGCAACUCUAGUAUGAAAUUGAAAAGAAACUGCAAGAAAUUAGAGCUAAACUUGAGACCAUGCCUCUACACUCUCAGUUAAAAAGUACUCACAGAACCUGCUUUACCCAUUUUAUAACUGGUUUGACCUUUAAAGAUUCUAACAGAUAAUUGCAUUUUAGGUAGAGUUUAAGUACAGUUUGUAUGCCUGUCUGUACACUUUACCCAUGGCUGAAUGGGUCAUUGGAAUUUAUUCAUGUUUAGUAUCAAAAGUAUUUAUACUUUGAAAAGAUGAACUUCAUACAUUGAAAGUUUACAGAAAGAUUUAAACGUGACUUGGUAAUUUUCUUGAAAACUCUUGUUAAUGAUUUCUACUAAAUUUCAGUCUCGUUAUGCAAACUGCAAUUCCUAAUAAAACUAAAUAGAUUCUAUACCCAGAUAAGAACUCACAGUCUUCAUUAGUUGUUCUUUAUCAUGAUGCAUAAAACAGAGAUGUACAUAUAUAAGACAUUUUAUGCAGUGCAGUAUAAUUUGCCAUACCAAAUGCAGUAAAAUAUCAAUUACCCACAGAAUGCUCUAGUAACAGCGUGCUAUUACAUUUGAUGUACAUCUUGUUCUAUAUCCCAGAUCUUAAGAUACACAGGCUUUGCGCUCGGUGGUUACCUUUUGAGUUGUCAAAAAUAUUUCCUCACGUGCAUUUUUAAAUUGGCACCGCUACAGGCACAAACCUUUUGCUUGUUACCCUCACAUCAGUUUCUCUGUAAACUACUCUUUCCAUUCCAUACCAGAUUGAAGCAACAGAAGGGGCACGUAUUCCCUCUGCAGAGUGAGGCAGUUGCCCCAGACUUCAGUAGAGUGCUCUGCUUUUGUUCAGUAUUGAAAGCCUCAGUUGCUCUCAAUUCAUUAGCUUGUCUAUUAACAGUAUCAUCAAUUCUCAUGCACUAUUUAAAGAUAACUGCAUCCUCGAAGCUGUAAAGAAAUGUGUCAUUUGACUGGAGUUUUCAAGAACUAUUUUCUAGUGCCAAAAAUAGCUUUUUAUUCCUUUGAAUAUAACUCUUUUUGCUGUUAUUUAUUUUAAGUAAAUUUAUAGUUUUAGCAUUGUUUUUAAUGCAAAAGUAUGUUCAUCAUAUUCAGAUCACACACAUUCUUUCCAGGCGUUGCAUAUAAAUCCCCUCCCCUUGGUGGCCAGUGCUCUAAUGACUUUACUUAAACUCAUCCAUUACAAUUACUCCUAUCUAUAAUUGCACUUUAUAAAUCAUUUUAAGAAACUUAUAAAAAUAUAAUUCUUGUACCACAGAAAUAGCCACUUUCCAAAUCCUUAUGGCAGGUCUGCACAACGAAUCUUUGUCAUCUCUUCGCCCGUUCUGUGGAUUUUCAGGAGGGAUUUGAAGGCAGUUUGUAGUGAUCUUGUAUUUUCAAACACACCCUCUUGAACAUGUAUGGAUAUUCAAUAGUACUUUUUCAAUUUUCAAAACAAAAAUAUAUAUAUACAUAUAUUUUAUCAUUCAUUCAUUGUAAAAAUGGAUAACAUGGUACAACGCAUGUGAAAUUAAAUCUGAUGUAAUGCCAAAAUUGCUGCCCUCCACAUGACAGGAGUCUCAUAUGAAGAGUUUCAAGAAGGCACUGGAAAGUCAGUUUUUAAUAGUUUUAGAAAUGUACUAUUUCCAAAUGGUGUGAUGUCGCAAUACAAACACUGAAGAUCUGUGCAAUGAUAUGAGCGUCUGUGUAGUGGCAAGAGAUGUGCAGGGUGAUGGUGCUACACCUGGACCCCUCCAGCAAACAUUAAGCCUCUGAGAUUAUUACAAAAAGUGGUGCUCAUAAUGUGCACAGCGAAAGAGUAUGUCAGUCUGACUCCUGUGUCAGUGAUGACAGUUAAGUCUGUGAUGAUGUGACUGCUGGAACUUCUCAUAAAAGCAGUUGCGAUUUGAAUGGAUACAAGUCUGUGAGGACACACACGUCCCAGUUAGAGUCAGAACUGUCACCCAGGUGUAAUUUCGUUGUGGUGUGGAUUCUAAACUGUUAAUUCAAAUUGGCUCAGGUCAUACAAAUAAAAUUAAAAUUACUUUAGUUUGUCUUAA